This is a messenger RNA of Canariomyces notabilis, 2019 nucleotides long. Its product is annotated as ankyrin. Lineage: Eukaryota; Fungi; Ascomycota; Sordariomycetes; Sordariales; Chaetomiaceae. Gene Ontology annotation, molecular function: protein binding; transcription cis-regulatory region binding. The transcript is spliced from 2 exons. The record is from RefSeq and is a predicted model, not a curated record. The coding region runs from base 370 to 1860 and encodes 496 amino acids. Gene Ontology annotation, biological process: positive regulation of transcription by RNA polymerase II. Gene Ontology annotation, cellular component: nucleus.
AUCAAAUCCCCAGGCCAGUGCAACAGACGAUGAAGAAAGGCAGGCGUUCUAGGGCGAUCGCAACAUUCAACGCCUGCAGGGUAGCCAAAGGCACUUGCAGAGGAUUACACGUAGCAACAGACUUGUCAAACUACCCGUUGGCUGGAACUUCAUUCACGUUCGCCCCGUCUGAGACUCUAAGUCUGAGCCACAUGUAGCGUGGCGGAGCGGCAGGCUUCCGCAGGCAGCCCAAUCUCUCGUGAUCAGCUGAGCAACCUACCCCAAAAAUGUAAGGUAAGGUACCUAUCCUCGCCAUAGGACAACUCACAACAAGUCCCACGGAAGCGGUACAUCUGUUGUCAAUAAGUUUCAAUCUCUGAAAACGGAACCAUGGCGGAUCCGCUAUCCGUCGUCGCAGGCAUUACAGGUGUGCUCGCAUUCACUGGUCAAUGUACCCGCCAGAUUAUCGCCAUCAUCGCCAAGAUCCAGAAUGCACCGGACGAAAUCACCGACCUGCGAUUCGAAUUGCAGCAUCUGUCGUCUCUGGUGCAGUCGGCUCACAAUGUCCUUCUUAGGAAUAAGCCGCGGCCCGAGGACCGACCGCUCGAAGACACUGUCAAAGAGUGUCUCCAGCGCUGCCAGGACAUCAUGAAGGACAUUGAAAAGCAGCUGAGCCAUUUCUUCAACAAGAACACCGGCCGGAGAAGUCCAUUGCGAGCAGUCAAUUGGUUCUUUCAGAGCGGUCAGAUUACGGCCUUGAAGGACAGACUAAGGGACUCAAGGGCCAUGCUCGAGCUAUCCAUCACCGUGCUAAACUCGCAUCUCCUUGGAAAAGGUCAGCAAGCAAUCAUGGAUGAGAUAGCCAACGGGAUGAACAGACUCGCCCUUCAAAACUCCAAGCACGCAAGAGCCUUCCGUCGCCGAUUGGAAGAUGACGUCGAGAGUGUUUCUGCCUUCUCGGGAAGGAGAGUCUCUCUUUCCCUUAUGACCGAUGUUGGGUUGCCCUUGAGAAAGUUUCUCGAGGCCCAGGACCAGAACCAAGCUAGUGUUCUUGCGCCACCGACUAUGUCUCGGCCACUGUCGCCACCACCGGGGUGCUAUGCUACUCAGGAGCUUCACCCUCAGGAACUUCCCCCUCUCGUGCAGGCUGCAAAGGCCGGGAAUAUGCAGCAGGUCAAGGCGCUUCUAUCGCUCGGCGAGUCGCCGGAUCUGCGGCUGCCUGACGGCCGGACGGCCCUUCAUUUCUGUGUCGUGUACGACGAUGCAUCGACGGCAGAAAUCCUUAUUGAGAGCGGGGCAAAUGUCAAUAUAAGGGAUGGGAACCAACGCUCACCGCUCAGUCUCGCUAUCAAUGUCGAGUCAUUUGGCUUAGCUGCACUCCUGAUGCGGAAAGGAGCCACGGUAGACAGUUCAGUCCCCGUGCUGCUCGAUGCUAUCCGGACUAGUGAAGGGAGCGCCGGCGUUGCUGAUUUUCUUGGAGCCUUGAGGGAGCGUCUGGAUGAUUCUGAAGGACCGUAUUUAGUGCAUGAAGCAAUCGAUUACGAGACCGACGAGACGAUGGCUGUCCUCCUCAGCGCCGGCUUUGACCCAAACAAACGCGACAGGAGUGGCAUCUCACCGAUUCACCACGCCAUUCUCAGGAGACGCGAAAGUGCCAUCAAACUACUACUCCUCCAUGGCGCCGAUAAGAACGACUACUUGGCCCCAGAAACACAUGACCUGCUCCGACCCGAGGUCAGCUGGCACCGUCCCUUAAUAGAGUUCAUAAGAGUUGGAAUAACCCCACUUGGUACCGCAUGUGCGAUUUAUGACAGCGACAUUGUGCGCCUUCUUCUUAAAGAAGGCGCUGACCCCAACUUUGUGGUUGCGGGUAGUAUGUGAUACACCCAUUGAAGUUCCCGCCCCCCCUUCUUUCCCGCAACUUAUCUGACAGUUUCUUGAUCCAUGGCAAAACAGUCAACGUGCUACUCCUGGGGCCCUGUUCAAAACGAUUUCUCAAGAUCGCAAAAACGUUGAUCGAUGAGGGCGCAGACGUCGGGG